Molecule: messenger RNA, 937 nt
Organism: Glycine soja
Lineage: Eukaryota; Viridiplantae; Streptophyta; Magnoliopsida; Fabales; Fabaceae
Product: polyadenylate-binding protein-interacting protein 11-like
Exons: 8
Coding region: 1-552 (183 amino acids)
Molecular function (GO): RNA binding
Source: RefSeq, a predicted model, not a curated record
AUGGAAAUUCCUAAAAUACCCCUGCCUAAGAUUGUGACAGCUGUCCAUUUCCUUGAUUUUUCCUCUGCCUUCAUCUCACCACUCUCCAAUCUUCCAUUCUCCCCUCUUUUCUCCAAUUGCGCUGCACCGAAUUUCUCGACCUUCACUUCGGUUACUGAAGAGCAGUUGGCGGCACUCUUUCUUAACUGUGGCCAGGUUGUUGAUUGUCGUGUUUGUGGGGACCCUAAUUCUAUUCUCCGGUUUGCCUUCAUUGAGUUUACAGACGAAGAAGGUGCAAGGGCUGCUUUGAACCUGUCUGGAACCAUGCUUGGAUAUUACCCGUUGAGAGUGCUACCUUCAAAAACUGCUAUUGUCCCUGUUAAUCCAACAUUUUUGCCCAGGUCUGAAGAUGAAAGGGAGAUGUGUUCAAGAACAAUUUAUUGCACAAAUAUUGACAAGAAGCACAGGGUGGAGGGAAAAAAACUGGUCAAUACUAAAGGCAUGUUACGGGCUGCAAGUAUGGUAUCAAUCUGGCUAAAAGUAUGCUGGAACAUCACUCGAAAGGGAUCCUAGAUUCUAACAAACCAAAGAAAUUUCUGGAAGAUUUUCGAAUUGGCAAGCUCAUCACAGGUUGGCAAGAUAGAAACAGAGAAAAUGCUUAUUCAAAUGGUUGAAACUGAGUUGGAGAAGAGAAAGCAACAGGGCACAUAUAAAGGAGGAUUUAGGGGGCAGUCCCACUUUUUUGGGUACUCCGUCUAUUUUAGAUAUAUCAUUCUUAGAGUUGUAAGGUUUGAUAAUAUGAUUCGCUAUGAGACAGAAAAAUAUGAAAAGGUCCUAUGGUUCUGCUUCAGGAUUUACCUUCAAGUUUGAGCUGGAUUAAAAUUCUUUUGACCAUACAUUUGCUAAUGGCAUCUCUAUCUUUGGUUAGAAUUUGUAGUCACAUGUACUCUUUUAAAAU